UUCCUCUCUUUAGAAUUUUGUGUCUGUUCUUUUAACGUAUUUCUUCUUUCUUCAUUGAUUGACCAGAUAUUAAUGUAGCUAAUACCCAGAUCUGACUUCUAAGGAAUCCUAUGCCUUACCCUCUACUCUUUCUUCUAUUCCUCUUAUCCCUUUUUUUAUGUAUUCAAUAAAUUUCCCAUAAUUCUCACAGAUCUGAGUUUCCCAUUUCCAUUUUCUUUUCUUGCUAAAAAUUCUUCCUUUUCUUUAACCCCUUUUUCAUUCUCCAAGAAAUUCAUCAUUAUUCACCAUAAACAAAGUCUCCAAUUCUUGGAUUCCCUUCUUCAAUUGUUUGUAUAAUUCCAUAGGAAAUUGUCUUAUUUUAGUUGCAACAUAUGAAUGGAAAGCGCCAAUAGUAGUCUAAGAACAUUGAUGUUCAAUGAUAAAAUCGAUACCCCAAACCUUGGAGAUUUUCUUAGAGUCAAAGAAGACAACACCAACAACAACAAUAUCACAGGUCUCACGUUAGGUGCUGUAUUGAGCAACAAACGAGAAUCUUCUUCUUCUUCUUCUUCUUCUUCUUCUUUCCCUGUCAGCUCCAAUAGAACUCUUCUUGAUAUCAUUCGUGAUGACCCCACAAACAGCAAUAGCAGAAAAAACAAGAAAUCUUGGAAACAUUUCAGAAACAAACUACGUAUCAAACCUGACAACAUUUCCAUUGAUCAACAGCAUAAUAACAACAAUCCCAUAAUGUCUCGUAGGUUGUCCCCUACAUAUCCUGAAGAACUUCCUGUUGAAAACUUUGGUCAACCUGAGAAUGCUGGAGAAGAAAUUAAUGAACCUGUGAGAAUGUCAUUAAUCGCGUUGUUAACAGAGAAUGAUGGAGAUGGUUCAGCUUAUAUGAUUGGAGAUGAAGACGAAGAAGAAGAUGAAGAUAAUGGUGAUGAUGAUGAUGAAGUUGCUGGUGUUGGUGCUGCUGCUGGUGCUGGUGUCGGUGUUGAUGUUAGUGUCGGUGCUGGAGCAGAAUAUAAUAAUUGUUGUGUGUGUAUGGUGAGACAUAAAGGUGCUGCGUUUAUACCAUGUGGACAUACAUUUUGCAGGUUGUGUUCAAGGGAACUUUGGGUUCAAAGGGGUAAUUGUCCACUCUGCAACAAUUUCAUACUAGAAGUUCUCGACAUUUUCUGAAUCAAUUCAUCAAAAUUUCAACUUCCACAGUUUCAACAUUAGCCUAAAAAAGCCAUUCGGUGUACACAACAUUCCGUGUUAGCAGGGUCAAGAAAGGACCGGGUGUGACUUAGAUAGUCUAGUGGCUGAUUUCACGAUUCGAACCAUGACUCGAGACUCCCCUGCAAUAUUAGCCUCUUUUUAUUAAUUUCAUUUUAUGGUAUUUUCUCUUGCUCUUUGCUCCCUUCAUCUUGUUGAUUGUGGGAGAAUGAAGUGCAGUUGGAUUAUUGUUACUACUUCAUUUCAUCUGUCUCUUGUUUUUAUAUCCCUUUGUGAGUUAAGCCAUAUUGACUAGGAUUAUGAGUUAGUGACUAAUUUAGUGAUGGCAUAAUAGGGUAAUGGUCCUUGGUGUUACCCCUAUCCCUAUGUGUAUAUUGUACCUCUGUCUUGUAUGGACUAUUCAAUGUAUGAAUAGGAAAAAGAGAGAGAAGAAACAAAGGCCUUAUCAUUUGAGGUCACAUGGAUGUAUUUUCCUCUCGUAUAUGGUAUUGUAGAA
Molecule: messenger RNA, 1696 nt
Organism: Lycium barbarum (goji berry)
Lineage: Eukaryota; Viridiplantae; Streptophyta; Magnoliopsida; Solanales; Solanaceae
Exons: 1
Coding region: 376-1161 (261 amino acids)
Source: RefSeq, a predicted model, not a curated record